AUCAUUGUAUUGGCGUUUGAAUGUAUAAUUCUUAAGCAUACACGUAACUGGGUUCUAUUUGAUCUUUAUUUGGGGCCCUAGGUUGGAUGUGUUUGGAAAAACGCUAAAAAGCUGCGCUCAGUUAGGAAUCAUGGGAGAAGAUUUCUUGUCCCUCGAUACAAAAUCGCAGAUACCUCCGUUGUGCAAUUUUGAGACUAUGAAGAAUCGUAUCGGUACUAGUGUAAGGGUCAUUGGACAAAUUCUUUCAUCGGAAAGCAACAGCCUAGUGCUUCAGACGUCAGAUGGUGCAAAGAUAUCUUGUAUAUUUCCCCAAGAUGCGGCGGCAGGUCUCUCAGGAAUUGUGGAGUUAUAUGCCGUUGUAGCGUCCGAUGAUAGGCAACGUGGGCAUGGCAUAUAUCUUCAGCAGUACGGAGAUAUACACAAAUGGGAAGAUGAAAUCGAUAUGUCCUAUAUAAAUAAGGUAAUUGUCCUUUCGGGUGACCCAAGAUUCGCCAAGUAUAUGGCAAUUUCCACUGCAAUCCCAGAAGGGAUUAAUGGGACAACAACAUAAUGAUAUUAUCUAGGC
Babesia bovis T2Bo is the source of this 565-nucleotide messenger RNA. RefSeq names its product Replication factor A protein 3 family protein. The record is from RefSeq and is a predicted model, not a curated record. Gene Ontology annotation, molecular function: DNA binding. Lineage: Eukaryota; Apicomplexa; Aconoidasida; Piroplasmida; Babesiidae. The transcript has 4 exons. Gene Ontology annotation, biological process: DNA repair; DNA replication; DNA recombination. Gene Ontology annotation, cellular component: nucleus. Bases 131 to 550 code for a protein of 139 amino acids.